UUAAUUAAAGAGACGAAGAAGACCAAAAAAAAAUGCGCGACCGUGGGACGUAAACAACAUCCAAGGAGGAUUUUUCAGACAUGUCGAUCGUGUUUGUCCCAAAGAAGCUACGCGGGAAGGCAAAAGUCAACCAGGAAACGAUACAGAGGCUUCUAGAUGAAAACGAUCAGCUGGUCAGAUGCAUCACAGAGUACAUGCAGAAAGGACGCGCCGUGGAGUGUGUGCAGUACCAACAGAUUCUGCACCGCAACAUCGUCUAUCUGGCGACCAUAGCCGACGCCAGCCCUGAUGACGCACCGCCCAUCACCAACUGUUCAUCCAGCAACGCCUCGGCGCCGGCUCUGAACGGACACGAGGGGACGCGGUGACUGUGGGGGGAGAGUUUUAACAUUGGAGGAUUUUUUUUUUUAUGACGAUAUAAAAUCACUUUAUCCAUUCCAGCUGCACGGUUGCAUUAAACCGAUGCCGUAUGCAUGAAUUGUACUUGGUCAUUUCAGUGGAAUGUACAAUAAAACUAAGUUUUCAGA
Messenger RNA from Fundulus heteroclitus (mummichog), 527 nucleotides. RefSeq names its product ss18, like 2 (gene ss18l2). The transcript has 4 exons. Gene Ontology annotation, molecular function: transcription coactivator activity. NCBI's taxonomy places the organism in Eukaryota, Metazoa, Chordata, Actinopteri, Cyprinodontiformes, Fundulidae. The coding region runs from base 81 to 368 and encodes 95 amino acids. Gene Ontology annotation, biological process: positive regulation of transcription by RNA polymerase II. Gene Ontology annotation, cellular component: nucleus. The record is from RefSeq and is a predicted model, not a curated record.